AUGGACGCUACAAGUGACAGCAAGCACCCACGGGCUUCAUUCGACAUCGUGGACGAGCUUGGGAGGCCCAUCGAACAAGUUGAUCUCACAGGAGCCGUGAAGGACAACUCCGAAAAAAAGAAGGAGAAGCCCGCCAUCGAGUUCGGCGCAGUCACUUUCGCGAGUAGCACCCUACUUCUUGCACAGAACCAACCGGAGAAGAAGAUGACGGCAACGAUAACCACACCUGACGCCAUGAAGGCUGAUUCCCGGAAGCUCACUCCCACUCCGAAUUCCAACAGCUACCACCUCACUUCCUCGCAACAGACGAACAAGAACGUCGAGAGAGCUCCGACACCAUCUCACCCAGUCCAGCGCAGCAACCCCCCACCCUCCUCAUCCAAACUCAAGCGCCUCGGUCCCCUCACUAACGACGAGAGCAAGAACUACGACAACGACGACGACGGCUACAUCGACAUCGACGCUCCGCCUCCUCCCAAGAAGCCGCGCCUGUUCCCCUCCCCACAGACCACCACCACCACCGCCCCAAGCAACCCGACACCAUACCCCGUCACCACCACCACCGCCGAUCCUUCCCCGGACUCCCUCCAACGCUCCCUCGCCGCGGCCACCGAUCAGAUCAAGCGCGAGCGCGCCCGCCGCCGCAAGGCCGAACGCCGCGCGGCCGAGUACGCGCAGCACGGGGCGCCGGUGAUGCGCACGGCGGCGCGGCUGGCGCGGUGGGUCGUCGACAUGUACGCCGAGCACCGGCAGCAACAGCUGGGCGGGCGGCGCGACGACGAGGUCGAGGCGUUUCUGGGCGAGAUCAGGGGCGAUGUGGGUACCAAGGCUUGGGGUAGGCUGUUGUGGUUGGGGGGGUUCUUGAGGGAUAAUUUGGAUGAGGGGGAGGAGGGAGGAGAGGGGGUUGGGGUGGGGGUGAAGAAUGGAGCUGCGAAGCUGGAGAAGGAGAUGAACAAGGAGGCUGCGGGGGGUGACGGCGCUACCGACGGCGGGAAGGUGGCAGAGGUUGGUGAGAGUGGUGGUGGUGGUGCGGUGGCCAAGGGCACGACGAGACUGGAAGAUGAGGUUUCGAUGAAGGAUUCUGUCUCUCUUUGA
Messenger RNA from Lasiodiplodia theobromae, 1095 nucleotides. RefSeq lists its product as uncharacterized. NCBI's taxonomy places the organism in Eukaryota, Fungi, Ascomycota, Dothideomycetes, Botryosphaeriales, Botryosphaeriaceae. The record is from RefSeq and is a predicted model, not a curated record. The coding region runs from base 1 to 1095 and encodes 364 amino acids. The transcript has a single exon.